Messenger RNA from Paramecium pentaurelia, 311 nucleotides. Lineage: Eukaryota; Ciliophora; Oligohymenophorea; Peniculida; Parameciidae. The record is from the annotation of a GenBank genome assembly.
UUAUGCCACACUAUCCAGAAGAUAUUGAAUAUUCUGAUAAAUAUUAGGAUGAUUACUAUGAAUACAGACAUGUUAUUCUCCCUAAACAUAUUUUCAAAAAGAUAACAAAAGGUAAAAUAAAAAGAUUCAUAAGUCUAGGAAAACUCUUAAGUGAAAUGGAAUGGAGAAAUCUAGGUGUUUAACAAUCUAGAGGUUGGGUUCAUUAUGAAUGUCAUAGACCUGAACCACAUAUUUUACUUUUCAGAAGACCUAAAGGAACAGAUCCUAAUAGUGGAUUACCUCCUUAAGGCUUCUAAGCUCCUUAUUGAUUU